Molecule: messenger RNA, 693 nt
Organism: Amborella trichopoda
Lineage: Eukaryota; Viridiplantae; Streptophyta; Magnoliopsida; Amborellales; Amborellaceae
Gene: CP12-1
Product: CP12 domain-containing protein 1
Biological process (GO): negative regulation of reductive pentose-phosphate cycle
Cellular component (GO): chloroplast
Source: RefSeq, a predicted model, not a curated record
ACCUCUACACCUUAUUCCCCUGUAGGCUUUAUACAAAAGGUCUAAGUGAAAACAUUCAAGCAAGCAGCUAUGGCUUCACUAGCAUCACCUGGUGUUUCUCUCUCUACAACUUCAACGGUGGCCAUGCAAGAGCGCCCUAAGCUUCACACGCAUGUUAAUUGCCAAAGUUGGAGAGGGGGGCUUAGCAUGAGGAGGAUGGUGGCACUUGUGAGAGCAACACCUUCCCCUUCCCAGAAUAUAUCUGAGAAACUAUCGGAGAGCAUUGAGCAUGCAAAGGAGGUGUGUUCGGGAGAUGCGGUGAGCGGAGAGUGCGUCGCUGCGUGGGACGAGGUCGAGGAGAUGAGCGCGGCAGCGAGUGAUGCUCGUCUCAAAGAGAAGGAAUCCGACCCAUUGGAGACCUACUGUAAGGACAAUCCGGAGACCAAAGAGUGCCGCACCUACGAGGAUUGAUCAUUGAUCAAUCUCUCUUUCACUCUCUAACGAUGAAGUUGGCACGUGCGUUUCUUGUUUCUUUAUAGCCCAUCCUCCUUGGAUAUGAUGUGUUACAUUCAGCUCUCCUUCUAGGGAAUAUCUUGGUUAUCCGAGUAAAUUAGAAUACCAUGGACUUGACCAAACUUUACCAAGUUUAUAGAUUCAAUGUUUAUGAAGAUUUCAAAAGGAGCAAAGUUUAGUAAAAAAUUUAUUUUUCUCAAA